AUGCUACCUAAAGUAUUCGUUUUCUUCGCUACACUGGCCAUCUCCGUGACCGGCUUCGUCCAUCCUGGCCUCUUGCACACGUCUAAGGACUUAGACAGAGCCAAGAAUCACGUACUCAAGGGCGAUGAGCCAUGGACGACAGACUGGAAGCUUUUGCUGAACAAUAGCCGUGCGUCACCAACAUACAAGGCAGAUCCGCAGCCCACCAUUUACCGCGGCUCAGACGGUACUCAUGCGGAGAAUUAUGGCCGUCUCUAUAACGACGCACAUGCAGCGUAUCAGCUUGCUAUCCGAUGGCAUAUCCAGGGAGACGUCCAAUACGCCGACGCUGCUGUUGCCAUUCUCAAUGCUUGGUCGUCUACCAUGGUAGCUAUCGGUGGUAGCAGUGAUCGCUUCCUUGCCGCUGGUAUCUACGGCUAUCAGCUUGCUAAUGCAGCAGAGCUUUUGCGUUCAUACAGCGGCUGGAGUACCUCAGAUCAGACACAGAUGAAGACGUUCCUCCAGGAUGUCUUUUUUUCGGAGGGCUACAGAUUCUUGACAACCCAUAAUGGACAAGACGAGUAUCAUUAUAACUACACCGAGUCCGGUAGUGGUAAAAUUCUGUCCCAGGGCCAAGAGGCUGGGAGAGAUCAAGGCCACGCUACUCUGGAUAUCUCUCUACUCGGGGUUAUUAUGCAACAAGGCUUUAACCAAGGAGAUGACUUGUUUGCUACAUUGGGAGACGCUGGGCUUCAUGCCUCCGAAUAUGUCUCAAAGUACAACGUUGGAUACGACGUGCCAUAUACUCUGUACGAGAGUUAUGAGGGCAAUCAGACUGUCAUCUCAGCGAACAGCAGAUACACCUAUCGCCCAGGGUUUGAGGUUGUCUAUGCACACUAUAACGACAUCAAGCACGCCAACGCUUCCUGGACCAAAACGUAUCGUGAUCAAACCAAUGGGAAUUCUACCGCUGGGGUUGAAGGCGGCGGCGGUAACUAUGGCCCUAACAGUGGAGGUUUUGACGUUCUUGGAUAUGGGACCCUCCUCUACCGCCUUUCGGUCUGA
Fusarium tjaetaba is the source of this 1044-nucleotide messenger RNA. RefSeq lists its product as uncharacterized. The record is from RefSeq and is a predicted model, not a curated record. Bases 1 to 1044 code for a protein of 347 amino acids. Gene Ontology annotation, molecular function: lyase activity. Gene Ontology annotation, cellular component: periplasmic space. The transcript is spliced from 3 exons. NCBI's taxonomy places the organism in Eukaryota, Fungi, Ascomycota, Sordariomycetes, Hypocreales, Nectriaceae.